CUCAAGAUGGCUGCCCCCAUCAAGAUGACCGGGGUGUGCCGGGAGGAAAGGGGCCGCAAGGCGAUCUGAGAGGUGCGGGCGGCGGCCCUGCGGUCCCUCUGGCCUCGGGAGCUCAGGCUGCAGCGGAGGGAGCGGGGGCGGCGGGAGGCAGGUCGGGCCAUGUGGAAGUUUUUGGGCCGGGGAAUCCGGAUGCGGGGGACUGGGGCCCGAGGGGCCGAGAGGGAGCAGUAGCGCCCAGCCCCCGGCCAGCCCCGGCCCCUGCCCCGGCGCGAGCCGACAUGGGGAACACACUGGGCCUGGCACCCAUGGGGGCUUUGCCGCGCCGGAGCCCCCGCCGCGAGGAGCCGCUGCCCAACCCCGGGAGCUUCGAUGAGCUGCACCGGCUGUGCAAAGAUGUGUUUCCCGCCCAGAUGGAGGGAGUGAAGCUGGUGGUCAACAAGGUCCUGAGCAGCCACUUCCAGGUGUCACACACGGUGCACAUGAGUGCCCUGGGCUUGCCAGGGUACCACCUCCACGCAGCGUACGCGGGGGACUGGCAGCUGAGCCCCACAGAGGUGUUCCCCACAGUGGUGGGGGACGUGGACAGCAGUGGCAGCCUCAAUGCGCAGGUCCUACUCCUCCUAGCUGAGCGGCUUCGGGCCAAGGCCAUCUUCCAGACCCAACAGGCCAAGUUUCUGACGUGGCAGUUUGACGGCGAGUAUCGGGGGGACGACUACACGGCCACGCUGACCCUGGGGAACCCCGACCUCAUUGGGGAGUCCGUGAUUAUGGUGGCUCACUUCCUGCAGAGCCUCACGCAGCGGUUGGUGCUGGGGGGGGAGCUGGUCUACCACCGGCGGCCCGGCGAGGAGGGGGCCAUCCUGACCCUGGCGGGAAAGUACUCGGCUGUGCACUGGGUAGCCACACUGAACGUGGGGUCCGGGGGCGCCCACGCGAGUUACUACCACAGGGCCAACGAGCAGGUGCAGGUGGGCGUGGAGUUUGAGGCCAACACCAGGCUGCAGGACACUACUUUCUCCUUUGGCUACCAUCUGACGCUGCCGCAGGCCAACAUGGUGUUCAGAGGCGUGGUGGACAGUAACUGGUGCGUGGGCGCCGUCCUGGAGAAGAAGCUGCCCCCGCUGCCCGUCACGCUGGCCCUCGGCGCCUUUCUCAGCCACUGGCGACACCGGUUUCACUGCGGCUUCGGCAUCACCGUGGGCUGAUCUGGCCGCCGCCGCCCCUGGCGGUGCCGGGGGCCAGGACUUGCCCCUCAGGGCCCACCCGAGGGGGGCCCCCCUUGAGAGCCAAGCAGCAGAGUGCGGGAUCGGUGGGCACCCCCAAACCGGAGCCACCUCUGUGGGGAGGCGGCCUUGCUCUGCAGCUCCGUACCAGGGAUCCGGGACGGGUGGGCGUCCACCUCUGUCCCCCCACCCUCCACCUCCGCGCCCCUCUUCCCUCGGCAUCCCGUGGAUCGAAGCUCCUAGCUCUUCUGCCCGAGCAGAAAGUGGGCCUGGGCCCAGUGCCCCAUCCCGAGCUCCUGGCGGCCAGGAAAGAAGGGCUACGUCUCUGACCUCAGACAGUGGGGUCCACCCACCCCAGGACACUCCGCUUCUGGCCGGCCUGAGGCCUCCUCCCACCCGUGUCUGUGCUUGCAGAGACCAAGCUGCAGAGACGGGGCCCUGCCCUCCUCCCCUCCACCCCCCUCCCCCCUGACGCAUGAAGAGGCAGUUACUGGUUUCAUAUUUCAUUGCCACCCCCCUGGGGGGGCGUGGUGCCCGUCCUGGCUCAGGGCACCCCUCGCAGGCCGGGCUCAGCUGUAGAUCUCCUGGAGCAGUGGCGUCAUGGCCCAGAAGGCCUGCACGUGCUGGAUCUGGUGCCCGACCGCGCUGUUGAUGCUCCGAAGCUCAACCAGCAGGCCCAGCAGCUUGGCGUACAGGAACCUGUGCAGGGCAGAGCCGUGGGGCUCAGGGAGGUGGCCGUGCCCACCUCGCCCCAGCCCUCCCCGGGCUACCCUGCAGGAAGCCCUGGACGAGGUGGCAGGCAGCGCAAGCCCCUCGGGCUCUGUGAGUCUGGCCCAGAAGGUUCUAGAAGGUGGCUCAAAAAGG
Molecule: messenger RNA, 2087 nt
Organism: Sorex araneus (European shrew)
Lineage: Eukaryota; Metazoa; Chordata; Mammalia; Eulipotyphla; Soricidae
Gene: TOMM40L
Product: translocase of outer mitochondrial membrane 40 like
Exons: 10
Coding region: 279-1205 (308 amino acids)
Biological process (GO): protein import into mitochondrial matrix
Cellular component (GO): mitochondrial outer membrane translocase complex; mitochondrial outer membrane
Molecular function (GO): transmembrane protein transporter activity
Source: RefSeq, a predicted model, not a curated record